Messenger RNA from Cornus florida, 504 nucleotides. RefSeq lists its product as uncharacterized. Bases 1 to 504 code for a protein of 167 amino acids. The record is from RefSeq and is a predicted model, not a curated record. Lineage: Eukaryota; Viridiplantae; Streptophyta; Magnoliopsida; Cornales; Cornaceae. The transcript has a single exon.
AUGAAUAAAAUAACUAAUGAUUUAGCACAGACUGCUUCAGGAGUCAGGGUGCCGAGUGGUAUGAAGGAAAUGAUAAUGAGGAUUACACGCCGAUUUCUUCCAUCAGCUAAAGCAAGAAAUCAUAUUAUAGAAGAAGUCUUUGCCACUGAUGUUACCGAGUUGGAUGAUAAUGAUUGGCGAAUCCCUUACAUCCUGUUCUUGCAACAUCCAACUCCAGAAGUCGAUCGAAGAAUAAAAAGAAGUGCAGUCGAUUAUGUUCUUAUGGAUGGAGAUUUUUAUAGGAGAUCAGCUGAUGAUGGAUUAUUAUUUCAGUGUAUUAGCAAGUUUGAAGGUUUAAAGAUUAUGGCAAAAGUGCAUGAAGGAAUAUAUGGAGCUCACCAAGUCGACAUCAAAAUGAGAUGGUUGAUACGCCGAUAUGGAUAUUAUUGGCCUGGAAUGAGAAAAGAUUGUAUGACCUAUGCAAAGGGUUAUACAGAUUGUCAAAAGCACGGCCCAAUGCAGUAG